This is a messenger RNA of Sitophilus oryzae (rice weevil), 3730 nucleotides long. It is a transcript of the gene Pms2, whose product is annotated as mismatch repair endonuclease PMS2. Bases 128 to 3268 code for a protein of 1046 amino acids. NCBI's taxonomy places the organism in Eukaryota, Metazoa, Arthropoda, Insecta, Coleoptera, Curculionidae. The transcript is spliced from 15 exons. Gene Ontology annotation, molecular function: mismatched DNA binding; ATP hydrolysis activity; ATP binding. The record is from RefSeq and is a predicted model, not a curated record. Gene Ontology annotation, cellular component: MutLalpha complex. Gene Ontology annotation, biological process: mismatch repair.
AAGAAGAAAUUGACGUUAAAUUUAUUUAUAAGUUUUUAUAUUUGAAAUGAUUAUUUAUAAAAGAUAAAAGAUGUAAUAUUUUUUAAUACGCCUUUAAUUUAUUAUUUUAUACAUUAUUAUACUUAUAAUGGAUCAGAACAUGCCUCACAUCGAAAACAGUGGACAAAUCAAACCCAUCGAUGACGCCACAGUCCAUAAAAUUUGUUCAGGACAGGUAGUAUUAAACAUUUCCAUAGCCUUAAAGGAAUUAGUUGAAAAUUCCAUCGACGCUGACUCCAGUAUUAUUGAUAUUUAUAUCAAAGAAUUUGGCUCAGAAUCUAUAGAAGUUAUAGAUAACGGAACGGGAAUAAAAAAGUAUAAUUUUCAAAAUUUGACUUUGAAACAUUUUACCUCGAAAAUCCAACAAUUUAAUGACCUGGAACACCUCUGUACAUUGGGCUUUAGAGGUGAAGCUCUGAGCUCUCUAUGUUCACUUUGUGACGUCGAAAUCAGUACAAGGCAUUAUUCUGUUGAUACAGGCACAAGAAUUAAGUAUAACGCCGAUGGAAAAAUUAUCAGUGAAGAACUUGUUGCUAGACAACCUGGAACAAGUGUAAUAUUAAAAAACAUAUUUUCAACACUUCCCGUUAGGAGAAAACAAUUUUUAAAAACUAUGAGAAAGGAAUUUACAAAAUUAUGUACACUGCUUUAUGCCUACUGUCUUAUUCCAAGUGGAAUAAGAUACUCCUGUACACACACUACAAGUAAUGGCACAAAAACCAAAGUUGUGUCAACCGAUGGUAACAAGUCUUUAAGAGAAAAUAUUGUUAAUGUUUUUGGUAUUAAACAACUAGCCACAUUAAUAGAAAUUAAACUAGUCAGACCAGAAGAAGAAAUUCUUAAUGAAUUCUGUGUUUCUUUAUGUCCUGGAGAUGAAUUACCUUUUGAAAUAGAUUGUUUAAUAUCGACUGCUGUGCAUGGCAGUGGGAGAUCUUCUUCAGACAGACAAUUUUACUACAUCAAUAGACGACCUUGUGAACCUCACAAACUAAUGAAACUAGUCAAUGAAAUCUACAGACAGUUUAAUUCCAAACAGUAUCCUUUUGUUUAUUUAAACAUCACCACAAAAUCCAGCUUGGUUGAUGUGAAUAUCACACCAGAUAAGAGACAGAUAUUUUUGCAGAAUGAGAAGAUUUUAUUAGCCAUUGUAAAAAGUUCUCUACUUGAAGCAUUUAAGGAUCUACCUUCAACUUAUAAAAUGCAAAAUAUGGAUAUAUCCAGACAACUAAGUAAUAGCGGUGGUAAGGGCAUUAAAAGGAGUCAAACCGAAGGCAAUAUAAAACUGAGUUCUUUUAUGGAAAGAUUCGCAAAGAAAUACAAAUCGGAUGAGACAUAUAAUUCAAGUCAAAAAUUAACAAUUAAUCAAGUUAACGAUGAAAAAAAAAUGAAAUCUUUUGUGGACAUUGCUUGUAAAUUGUCAAAGAAUGGAGAUGAAGAAGAAAAGCUUAUUGAUGUGGAGGAAAAAGAUCGGACAGGUUUAUAUAGUAGUGAUACUGAGGAAGAUGUUAAAAGAACACAUAGAUUAAAUGAAUCUUGUAAUUCUACAGUCAGUCAAAAUGUUACUUUUACUCAAGUUAAAGUAGAGGCAAACUUGCAAUCUUUUGUAGACAUUGGAUGUAAACUAACAAAUGAAGAUGAUGAUGUUAAAGAAAAUCUUAUAGAAGUAGAGGAAAAACUUGAAAUAGUCUCAGAUGACGGUGAUACUAAUGCAAAUAACGCAUCUUCUGAUAGUCCACGUAAAAAUAUAGUUAGAAGAGGAGUUGUUUUGGAUGUAAAUAUAGAUACAUUGAAGGGACAUUUAAAAAAGAAGCUUGAAAAUGAUAAUUCAGAAAAAGAUAAAAAGAUUCAUUUUAGAUCGAAUUUGGAUCCGAAAAAUUGUAAAGACGCCGAAGAAGAAUUACAAAAAAAUAUUUCCAAGGCGGAAUUUGAAAAAAUGGAUAUCAUCGGACAAUUUAAUUUGGGUUUUAUUAUUACCAAACUGAACAAUGACCUUUUUAUUGUUGAUCAGCAUGCCUCGGACGAAAAAUACAAUUUCGAACAAAUGCAACUCAACACCGUUAUGGACACUCAAAAAUUUGUAGUGCCAAAAUUGUUGGAACUUACCGCGGCGGCCAAGAGCGUUAUAACGGAACACGAGGACGUGUUCCGGCGGAACGGGUUCCAUUUUAAAAAGGAAGUGGACGCGGAAGAUUCGCAAAAAGUCUACUUAACUCGAGUGCCCAUCAGCAAUAACGUGGUUUUUGGCAAGUCGGACGUCGACGAACUGAUUUUUAUGCUGCAAGACGACUCGAACUACUCGAAAAAUCGCGUUCCGUCCAAAGUUAGGGCUAUGUACGCUUCCAGAGCGUGCAGAAAGAGCAUUAUGGUAGGCAAAGCCCUGUCGCAAAAUGAAAUGAGGAGAGUUUUAGACCAUAUGGGCACUAUAGAUCAACCAUGGGGUUGGCGUAUUUACGAUUGUGGUCCAAAAAGUGUUCGAAAUCCCCUUAUUUGUUUGCCGCCAGUGUCUGGGAGUGCUGACGUAUUUUUUAGACAAGCACUAGGUCUAUCAGCAAGAAGUAUUCGGAUAAUUUUGGCAGAGGCACCUCCAUACUGGAAUGUUAAGGAUUGGUGUGAUGGUUUUAGGAAGUUGUUAGAUUAUCUUGAUUUAGACCGUGUUCAUAUAUUUGGAGCUUCUUUGGGUGGAUAUUUGGCUCAAAAGUUCGCCGAAUACACAUCGUCAUGUCCUAGAGUGGCGUCUCUAAUUUUGUGCAAUUCGUUUUCAGACACUAGUGUUUUUAAGGGUCACGAAAGUGCAGCUUUGUAUUGGAUGUUACCAUCACUAGUUUUAAAAAGAAUGCUUAUGUCUAAUUUUGAACCUGAACCUGCAAAGGACAUUGAUAUGGUUAGAACAGUAGAUUUUAUGGUUGAAAAGCUUGAAAGUCUUUCCCAAAGCGAGUUGGCAAGUCGCAUGACUCUGAAUUGCAUUAGAGGCUAUGUUGAGGCUCAUAAACUGACAGAAAUACCUGUGACAAUUGUUGAUGUUUUUGAUGAUGCCCCUUUAAGCUCUUCUGUAAAAGAUGAACUUUAUAAGUGUUACCCACAAGCAAAGUUAGCACACUUGAAAACAGGAGGAUUUUUUCCUUUCCUAAGCCGAAGUGCUGAAGUAAAUCUGCAUAUUUUGAUUCACUUAAGACAAUUUGACAAUACUCCAGCUGCUUCUUCCGACAAAUCUCUGCUGAAUCCUGUUUGAAUGUUUUGAUAUUUUUUGUUGAAUGUUUAUGUAUAUUCUAUUAUUUUAUAAUAUUGUUAAACGUUUUGAAACAAAUUUUAUAAAUAUAAGACUGAGUUAAAGGUAUAUUUACAUUACCUAAAUUAAAUAAUUGUUGUGGCAAAGUUCAGUGAAGAACAAAUAAUAUUCAUAUUUCAUACUGUUAACAGGGUCCUUAUUCUGACUGCAUUUCAAAAUGCGCAAAAAUCAUAUUGCAUUAAUAAUCUAUAUCUAUGACAUGUUAUAUUAAUGAAAGCACCAUAAGAAUAUAUAUAUAUAUAUUAUAUUUUAGUAAGCAAUAUGUACCGAAAAGUUUUACUAAGUCAAGUGUUAAGCAAUAAAGUAAUUUUAAAGUAAAAAUUAAUUUAAUUCUUAGUUGGUGGUAGAAAUGUUUUGCAAUAUCAACAUCUACAACUUUUUGUAAAAUAAACAUUUAAGCAUUUA